AUGGCCUUGAUGACCAUGUUUGCUACGAUUGAAGCCAAUAGCGAUCUCGAUGAUUGCCACAAUUGUGACGUUGUUGAAAGUGAAAAUGAGAUCAAUGAUUUUUAUGAUUAUGAUAAUGAUGAAGAUGAUAAUGAAGCGUCAGAGAAAAAUUCCCGAACCCAAACAACUAAUAAUUCGGAUAUGGAUAUUGAAAACAGGAAUCCCAGUAAAGCUGUAAAACGAAGGAAAGAACAUGAUGUGAUGACAACAAAGAAAGCAUUGCUCGAAUACACUGGCUCAUCAAAGAAAAUUGAAGAAAAUAUAGUACUACCCAUUCCGGGUAGUUAUCAGAGCAAGACGGUGCCUGAAAUACCAGUUGCCACACCAGCUGAAAAGUCAGGAGUUGCAAUCCAAACGCAAUUAAGGAAAGAAACAAAUGAUGAGAUGUCCAGUGAUGAUGAUUCAUACUUGUUCGUCAAUCCACGAGAAAUCAAAUUUAAAGAGCGAAUAGCUGACGGUGGAUUUUCUUUUGACAUUAAUGUACUCUUUGAUGAAAUAAAGUUUACUGAUCUAGUGCUUGGUCAAGGUUCUCAAGGAGUGGUACGAAAGGCGAAAUUCAGAGGUACAAGUGUUCUUAAGUACAUAUAUAAAGGAAAUAAUGAUUGUAAGGAUAACAAUAAUAAUAUUGGUCAUAAUAAUAAUGAUAAAGUUGAUGGCGAUGAAGAUGAUAUUAAUUAUUUUGAUGAAAAUGAUGAUAACGAUAUCGAAGAUGAUGUUGAUAGUGCUAAUGGUUACGGUGAUGAUGGUAAUGAUGAUAAUGACAAUUAUGAAAAUGUUCAUGCUAACGAUAAUAAUGGUGAGAACAGAAAAUCUAGCAGUUCCGCCCCAAACGAAAAAUACUUCAUAGUUACACUAGGCGGUAAACUUAAGAGGAUGGCUGCAGAUCAACUUUGCAUAUGA
Messenger RNA from Copidosoma floridanum, 939 nucleotides. RefSeq lists its product as uncharacterized. NCBI's taxonomy places the organism in Eukaryota, Metazoa, Arthropoda, Insecta, Hymenoptera, Encyrtidae. The record is from RefSeq and is a predicted model, not a curated record.